This is a messenger RNA of Lates calcarifer (barramundi perch), 1864 nucleotides long. RefSeq names its product peptidylprolyl isomerase (cyclophilin)-like 2 (gene ppil2). Gene Ontology annotation, cellular component: catalytic step 2 spliceosome. Gene Ontology annotation, molecular function: peptidyl-prolyl cis-trans isomerase activity; ubiquitin-ubiquitin ligase activity. The coding region runs from base 128 to 1708 and encodes 526 amino acids. The transcript is spliced from 20 exons. The record is from RefSeq and is a predicted model, not a curated record. Gene Ontology annotation, biological process: protein polyubiquitination; protein folding; protein peptidyl-prolyl isomerization. NCBI's taxonomy places the organism in Eukaryota, Metazoa, Chordata, Actinopteri, Centropomidae.
GAACUGCCGUUAAUCACGACGACGAAUGAGAGCGUAAACAGGAAAGGAAAAAAGACGAGCAGACCGAGUGUGUGUGUUUGCAAAUUUUUCCCGCAGAUCGCCUCUCAGAUCUAAACAAGAACUCAACAUGGGGAAGCGACAGCACCAGAAAGAUAAAAUGUACAUCACAUGUACAGAGUACACGAACUUUUACGGAGGGAAAAGAGCAGAAAUCCCACAGGCAAACUUCAGACGGCUUCCGUUCGACCACUGCAGUUUGUCCCUUCAGCCGUUUGAGUAUCCUGUCUGCACUGAGGACGGAGUCGUCUUUGACCUUCUGAGCAUCGUUCCAUGGAUUAAGAAGUAUGGCACUAAUCCGAUCUCUGGAGAGAAACUUGAAGCAAAGUCUCUCAUCAAACUCAACUUUACCAAGAACAACGAGGGAAAGUAUCACUGCCCCGUUCUCUACAACGUCUUCACAAAUAACUCUCACAUCGUUGCCAACAAGGUCACCGGCAACGUGUUUUCUCAUGAGGCUGUCGAACAACUCAACAUUAAAACCAAGAGUUUUAAAGAUCUGCUGACCGACGAACCCUUCACCAGAAAGGACUUAAUAACACUGCAGGAUCCCACAAACCUGGAUAAAUUCAACGUUUCCAACUUCUUCCAUGUUAAAAACAACCUGAAGGUGUUGGAUCCAGAUGAGGAGAAGGCGAAGCAGGACCCGGCGUACCACCUGAAGAGCACCAAUCUGGAGACCAGGGAGACGUUAGCUGAGCUGUACAAAGACUACAAGGGGGAUCAGCUCCUGGCGUCCACCAUGAAGGAGCCGGAGGCCAAGAAGACGGACAAGUUAAACGCUGCUCACUACUCCACCGGCAGAGUUUCCGCCUCCUUCACAUCCACGGCCAUGACCCCUGCAACAACACAUGAAGCAGACGCCAUCGCUGACGACACCGUGCGUUACCAGUACGUGAAGAAAAAAGGCUACGUCCGUCUAAACACCAACAAAGGAGAACUGAAUCUGGAGCUACACUGUGAUAAGGUUCCCAAAGCCGGAGAGAAUUUCAUCCGUCUGUGUAAAAAAGGAUACUACGACGGGACGAUCUUCCACAGGUCCAUCCGGAAUUUCAUGAUUCAAGGAGGGGACCCCACAGGCACCGGAACAGGAGGUGAAUCCCUCUGGGGGAAACCUUUCAGGGACGAGUUUCGGCCGAACCUGUCCCACACUGGCCGGGGCGUCCUCAGCAUGGCAAACUCUGGUCCGAACACCAACAAGUCCCAGUUCUUCAUCACAUUCCGGUCAUGCACCUACCUCGAUAGAAAGCACACAGUAUUUGGACGGGUUGUCGGUGGAUUUGAGACACUCACGGCCAUGGAGAAUGUGGAGAGUGAUCCCAAAACAGACAAACCAAAGUCGGAGAUCAAGAUCAUCAGUACGACUGUGUUCGUCAACCCAUAUGAAGAGGCUGAUGCUCAGAUCGCAGCAGAGCGAGAAAAGGAGCAGCAGAAGCAGGAGGAGGAGAGGCAGCAGGCCAGCAUCACUCUGAAGAAAGCCAAGGAGGAGCAGGCGCCAAAGACCUUCAAAGAAGGUGUGGGGAAAUACAUCAACCCUGCCACAAUAAAACGUUCGGCUGCUGAAGAUGAAAGUGGACCGUCCACCAGCGGAGCAGCGGUGGCCAAGAAGUCCAAAGGCAAGACUGGCUUCGGAGACUUCAGCUCCUGGUAGCACAGACACAUUCAGCAAUUCUGUAUUUUUUACCCAUCAGGCUAAGUUUAGGCAAAAUUAAUUUCAUUCAUACUUUAAUUUUUGUAUUGUUUAUCGUCUCUUUAGUUUUGGCACCGUGUGAAAUUAUAAAUUAAAGCUACGUUUUUUCCAAAGAUA